AUGCUGAAUGGUGGCAGCCUGUCAGAGCGGAACUUUUUCACAGCCACAUCAUCAACAACAAAAAAAUCCCUUUUUGAUACUGCCUUUCUGUACCAGAAUGAAGCUGUCAUCGGUAAGGUGCUUCAUGAGUACUUCAUACGUGGAAAGCUGGAAAGAAAGGACGUGUUUAUCACAACAAAGGUUGGUGUUAACUCUACAAAACCCAACUUCUUCCCGAAUCUCCUUAUCGUCCAUGAAGUCAAGUACAUACAAUGCAAAUUUGUAUCUCAAAAACUUAGUAUUACCUUGAAUUACAAGAAGGCGAAAGAUAGCUUUGCGCCGGCUUUUGUGAAUGAUAUGCAAAUACCAGUCACGGUUAGUCACCUCGAUACUUGGCAUGCUUUGGAGAAGUUAGUUGAUUCAGGAAAGCUAAAGGCCAUAGGGUUAUCGAACUUCAAUGUGAAGCAAUUACAAAACGUUUAUGACCAUGCUCGCAUCAAACCGGCAAAUCAUCAGAUAGAAUGUCAUCUGUACUGGCCACAGACGGAGCUUCUUGAGCUCUGUAAAAAGCUCAACAUAUCAGUCACAGCUUAUUCGCCUAUAGGAUCGCGUGGCAGAAAUAUAGAAUGUCAUCUGUACUGGCCACAGACAGAGCUUCUUGAGCUCUGUAAAAAGCUCAACAUAUCAGUCACAGCUUACUCGCCUCUAGGAUCGCGUGGCAGAAAUACUCCAGCACAAAUACUUUUACGUUAUCUCAUCCAAAAGGGUUUGAUUGUUAUCCCCAAAAGCGUGAAACCAGAGCGCGUCAAGGAAAACAUAAACGUUUUUGAUUUUGCCCUUGAUCAAGACGAUAUGAACAAACUUGCUGCAGUCAAAACCAGAGUGAGGCUGCUUCUUUGGGACGUUGCGAUUGGCCAUCCCUUCUAUCCCUUCGAUGAUGUUGACCAGUCAAAGUUGAAGAUGGCUUCAAUAAAAAUUUAG
Messenger RNA from Strongylus vulgaris, 960 nucleotides. The record is from the annotation of a GenBank genome assembly. Lineage: Eukaryota; Metazoa; Nematoda; Chromadorea; Rhabditida; Strongylidae.